Messenger RNA from Spodoptera frugiperda (fall armyworm), 8507 nucleotides. RefSeq names its product piggyBac transposable element-derived protein 3. The record is from RefSeq and is a predicted model, not a curated record. Bases 2731 to 4671 code for a protein of 646 amino acids. The transcript has 2 exons. Lineage: Eukaryota; Metazoa; Arthropoda; Insecta; Lepidoptera; Noctuidae.
UUAAACGUGACUAACGAUGUUUAACGGCAUUAUUGGUUAAUAUUUGACACACUUAUAUUUUGACUUAUCGUAUGUUACAAACCCGUAGCGGCAUUUUCAAAACUAAACAAAAAUGUAUUGUCCGUCAUUGAUAGACUAAAAUGCCGUUAUCUCACACUAAUACACAAUAAUGCCGUUAACUGAUCUCGCGCGGGGCAGGGGGACGCCGGCUACGUAACGAUCCUGCCGUGUUAUUCUGUACGUGAUCACUUCACGCAGUGAGGGUGGAGUGAGUGCUAAGUGAGUGGUGCUGCUCCCCCCACCGUUAUAGUAAAUCCCACAUAAUCGUGACACUGGCCGCUCCGUUUUGCGUUCACUCCGCUCUCACUGCGUGAAGUGAUCACGUACAGAAUAGCACGACUGUACCGAAAUCAGAGGGUCGGGGGUGAAAUUAGUGCAUCGCCAGGAGCUUGUGAGUGAGGACGUGUCGCUCCGGGUCUGUUCCCGCCAAUUUUGCAACGAUCGUGAUAUGGCGAGCCAUCGAUUUAGAAACUCUGGGAACAGAGCCAAAACUAUUUUAGAUAUGGUUAAAGAUAAGGAAAACCCAAACCAAACCAAACCUACAAGAAAACCUGACAUUCCUCAGGAUAAGAAAAAUCCAAACCAAACCGAAUCUAAAAAAAAACCUGGCCCUGGUCUGACUGAGUUUGUUAACAGAAUAUACGCGGAGCCCUAUUCUAUGACCGGCAGCGUAUUUGAUACGUUUUGCGAGACACAAGUUACAUAUAAUUCACAUCAUUUUUUGAGUUUAAGUACAGAGUCUGUUUUCAACGAAUUGGAAAUUUUACCGCAUAAAAUUCCUAUAAAUGAUCCUACCGAAAUAGAUUUAACAUGCAACGAAAUAAUGUCACCAAAUGAUUUGUCUCCGCUUGAUGAAGAAAUCCCGUUAAAUUUGCAAGGAACAUAUUGUGAAAAUAGUCCUCUUGAUUUUGAUUCAGACGACUCCGUUAUUGACAAAGAUUACUGCCCUUCUGAUUCCUCUGAGAGCCACAUGUCUGAUAUAUCUGAAAGUACAAGAAAAACAAAGAAGAAAAUACUGAAAAGCAAUGAUGAUGAGGUCACAAAGACUUUAACAAAAAGAUGUCGUGAGUUAACUGGUGCUACCAGUGAGAAAACUAUGCCCAAUUACUGUUCUUUAAUGCCUGUGGAUGACGGAGUUAGAAGUUUUUUUUAAUUUGGAACGAAGACUUAGAAACUCUAUCGGUGCUACCUGUAUGGAAACUACGCCCGAGCGACUAUGCCUCCGCAAGCGCUGUAAUUCCGUUGAUGGAAAUUAUUGCUCUACGUUGUCAGAUAUACUACAACCACACCAAAAAAGAAGGAAAUAUAACACCCCGUUACUACAGCGAAGAUUGGAUGCCAAAAAUAAAAAAAAGAGCGAACAUUGUGUCAAACCUGGGUGCAAUGAAAAGUGCCUAAAGAAAUGUAUGACGCUACUGAAAAAUUACGAGCGAGCCUAAAAGGAAACCAAAAAGAAAUUUUGUAUUAAAAAAACAAGAUGGCACUCAAAAAGAUGUAUGCAAAAUAUUUUUUCUUACUACUCUAGGAUAUUUGAAAAAUAAUGACCGGAUACUACAUAAAACUUUUACUGAUUCUUCAAUAGAUAAACGUGGCAAACACCAGAAAACACCUGCCUUUGAUCGCAAUUUACUGAAUCAACACAUUGAAUCGUUUAACCCGUUAGAACCACACUAUAGGCGUGAACAUGCACCUCUGCGACGAUAUCUACCAAGUGAUAUUAAUAAAACUCAAAUGCAUAAACAUUUUUGUGAGACAUACCCUGAUAGACAAGUUUCCUACAGCUUAUACAGGUCACAUUUAAAAAGUAUGAACAUAUCCUUUACCGCCCUCGGUAACGAGGAGUGUGAAUUGUGCGAGGCUUAUAAUUUCCACAAAAAGGAAACAUCACAUGACGCCACAGUCCAGAUACUUGAAGAGUGUACAGAUUGUGUGGAUUGGAGUACUCAUUAUCAACGAUACACAAAGGCGCGAGAUCUGUACACAACACAUAAGGAAAAAGAACAAAAUAAUACACAAAUAUUUUAUAGCUCUGAUCUAGAAAAAGUAAUUAUGUUACCUAGAUUGGAGAUGUUUAAAGCCGCAAUUUUCUGUCUACGGCUUUCAGCCUACAAUCAAACCUUUGCACCACUUGGUAAGAUUACCGCAGAAUUUAACCCUUUAAGUAUUUUUGUAUCUAAAUAUGCACAAAAUAUUUAACCGUUUGUUAGACAAAAUUCAAAAGUCGCGCGAACGUACUCUUUUCGCCGUUUGAUACGCCGUUCGCCGAUAGAACGAGAGCGCAAUACGUCACGCCACGCGUACUAUCUCUUUCGCUCCAAUCGCGUCAAGGACUUAGUCGAUCUGCGGGGUCGCAGAAUAACGGCGGGCGUAUUUUGAAAAAAGUCAAAUGUUACAGUAAAAGUGACUAAACUGUGAAUAAUUUAGUGUCAUAUUGUUUGAAAGGCAUCUAAGUAUAUCAAGUAAGUAGUAUUUCAUUACAAAAUUAUGUUAUUUUACACAUAAAGAAGGAACAAAUUAUUUGUAUCUAAAUAGAUACAUUGCGACUUACCUCUAUAAAUCGAUUUUAUUACUGAUGUAUCUAAAUAGAUACUGGGCGUCUUUCUCAGUGAUUAUAAAAUUAUUUGUUUGUGUCCAAAAAGAUACAACGAUACUCAUCGUUUUUUACAGAAAAUGAAGCAAAGUUCGAGAGUUUCAAGAAUUUUGGCCCUGGUGCCGCCAGCUGACUCAGGGUCUGAGGAUUCUGACUUAGAUUUAGACUUGUCUUCAGACGCUCCCGAUAUCCCCAACGAGAUGAUGGAUAUUUUUGAUCAAUCGGAUAGCGAAGAUGACUCUUUACCACCACAAAUAUUGGCUCCACAAGAAUACCCGUGUUUACCCGAUGCACCAGCUGUGAGUGUGACAAUUCCAUCUUCAGUAUCUUCACCUAUCGUUUCAGUAAAUCCUUCACCUGACACAUCACAAACGAUACAGUCGCCAGUAACGCCAAAUACAAUUUAUUCCAAUACUUGUAGUCCUCUGAUACCAAUUGCAUCUAGGCUCCUGCGCUCACGCACAUCAGAAACUCAAAAUCCAAACAAUAGGGUACAGCCAUCAUCAAGCACAAGACAAGAAGACCUAAAUCCACCCCAGACUUCUGGUGUUCAGCGUACAAGAAAACGAAAAAAAGAACACAUGGAUUUUAAAUUUAAAGCUACAAAGUUUAUGUGGUCUGUGGACAGGGAAACAAGUGUAGAUAGUUCAUUUCAGGAACAAGUCACUGGUAUUGAUACUCCAUAUCAAUACUUCAAAAGAUUGUUCGACGAUGAAUUGAUGAGAUUUAUUUGUUAUCAAUCAAACCUUUACUCUACUCAAAGCACAGGAAGAUCAAUUGACAUGACAAUAGAAGAAUACCCAAACUUUUUAGGUAUUGAUUUGCUAAUGAGUAUUGUCGGUAUGCCUUCAUACAAAGAUUAUUGGUCACAUCAACUAAGAUACGAUAAAAUUGCAUCAGUAAUGCCACUGAAAAGGUAUCAGCUGAUACGUAAAUACAUGCAUUUUUCAGAUAACAGCAAUGUUGAUCCUAAUGACCGCUAUUGUAAAAUUAGACCUGUCAUGGAACACGUAAGAAAAAAUUGUUUACGAAUAGAGCCUGAAAAAAGUUUUUCUAUUGACGAGAUGAUGGUUCCAUACAAAGGGACAAGAGCCGGAUCAAGAAGACAGUACAUUAAAAAUAAGCCUCAUCCUUGGGGAUUUAAGUUUUUAGUUAGAGCUGGAGUAUCUGGAAUAGUUUAUGACUUUUUCCCUUAUGCUGGUGAAACAACUUUUGAUGACAUAAUUUUGACGGACACUGGAAAUAAAUAUUUCGGUCUGACAGAAAAAUGUGUACUGCGUCUGUCGAAAACUAUUGAUAAUCCAGCUCUGACAACCUUAUUUUUUGACAACUGGUUCACUUCUCUUGAACUUAUAUCAUAUUUGAGAAGUGAGUUUGGCAUCCUGUCCUUGGGGGUUCUUCGUAAAGAUCGUUUGAGAGGUUGUAAUAUGAUAUCGGACAAAGAUUUGCUAAAGAAAGGAAGAGGAAGCUAUAAGGUUAUGGUAGAUAACAACAAGAAGAUAGCCGUUACUAAAUGGGCAGAUAAUAAAUGUGUUACUUUAGCUAGUUCAUAUGCAGCUGAUAACAGGGAGACUUUUGUAAAAAGAUAUUGCAAGGCCUCAAAGCGAAAAGUAGAUGUCAAAUGCCCAACGGUUAUAUCAGAAUAUAAUCAGCACAUGGGUGGUGUGGACUUGGCGGGAAUGUUUGUUUCUCUGUAUCGAACAGGUAGUAAAAGUAGAAAGUGGUAUAAACGUAUAUACUACCAUUUGAUAGAUAUUUGUGUCAACAAUAGCUGGCUAGUGUAUAGGCGUCAUUGCAAAAUAUUAAAUGAAAAAAAAAUAUUGUCUUUAAAAGAUUUUAAAUUAAGCGUUUCGUACACACUUUUGCAAAAAGGAAAAACAGUCAGCAGAGAAGUAACUAAUGCGGUGAAAAUCAAACAACCCGUUGUUCCAAGACCCGAAAAGGAUAUUCGCACUGAUGCUUUACACCAUAUACCCACUGUUAUAAAGAAAGGUCGGUGCAGGAACUGCACAACGGGUUAGACUGUCAUAAGUUGUCUGAAAUGUGAUACGAGGCUGUGCCUUACAGAAAAACGUAACUGUUUUCGUGAAUUUCAUACGAAAUAAUAUUAUAUUAUAUAUUAUAAUAUUUUUUUCUUUUAACCUUUGAUCUCACAGAAGUUCCUAUUUAAGUUAGUUAUUUUUUAUUGUUUACAGUUAAUUACUGUUUAAAGUUUAUAGGCUUAAAGUCUUUUUGUGUAUAUUUAGAUACAAAGUUCGUUUUAACCCAUUUUGUAUAAUUGUGCUUUUGUAUCUAAAAAGAUACAACCUGAAAACUCUGUAAAACGUUCCUGAAAAUUUAUUUUUAGUCAAGUUUUAUUUUUAUUUAACUCUCCCACUACAUUUUUGCUCCAUAAAGGGUUAAACCCCUGACAUUGCAGGCAUUGCAGGGAGAAAGCAGGAAGAUAUAAUGUCAGCAUUUUAUUAUUUUCUAUUGCGUAACAGAGAUGUUGAAAAUGUUCACAUCUGGCUCGACAAUUGCAGCUCACAGAAUAAAAAUUGGCUGUUGUAUGCGAUGCUCACUCAUAUGAUUAAUAGUGAAGAUAUUGCCACACAAAGAAUAACUUUACAUUACUUUGAACCCGGCCACACUUUUAUGAGUUGCGAUCAAGUGCAUCACCAGGUAGAGUUGGCUAUGAAGAAAAAGGUAAGCUUUAUGAUUUUACAGAUUUUGAAGAGUGUGUAUCUUCCAUAAAUAAAUCAAAAGUCAUCGUUCAGUCUAUGUUGCCAGAAAACUUUUUAAAUAUACCUAACUACGUGUCCCAAAGAAGGAUUCAAACAUCCAGUCCAAGAGCUUAUUUAUUAAAAAAUAUAGUUGAGGUAUGUUUCGUACGUAAAAGUUAUGAUCUUAUGUACAAAAAUAAUUUCGAUGAUGCAUCAUAUAUAACUCUUCGUUUCCUGAAUGAUAAAUAUUUGAAAAACCCACGUGCAAUGGUGUUAGAAUUUAGAAGUGAACCGAAAGGUAUAGAACCUAAGAGAAAAGCAGAUAUACUUAAAAACCUAACGAACGUAAUUCCCCCUCACAAUUGUCAUUUUGGAAAAACUUACCAACAAGAAAAAAUGAACAUUCCGGUACAAGUUCUGAUUAGAAUAACGAUAAUAUAGAGUACCUAGUGUUUGUUUAUUGAGACUGAUUUUAACUACUUAAUUAAUAAUUUCAAACAUAGGCAUAAUAACUUUUAAUAAUUUUAUGUAAUGUAACUGUGAUACGAUUUUGGAUACUGUGUUUUUAAGAACUUAUAAAGUUUAUCAAGAAGGUUUUAAUAAAUGUAAGUAAAAAGUAAGAACUAAAAUUUAUAUAAGGAAUACUAUUGUUUUUGUUUUUUAGUUGAUGAUUGUUUUUUAUAUGAUACUAGAAAAUAUAAAGUUUUGUGUUCAAAGAGAAGAUUAGACUUAGUAUUAAUUGAUUGAUAUCUCAGGUUUAAUAAAAGACUGAAGUUUGUAUGUUUUUUUUUUAUGUUAUGUUAUUUAAAGUACAAGUAGUACCUGCUUAAUUAAUAUUGAUAAAUAACUGAUGUGAUUUAGUGUUAUUCUGUAGAACUAAAAGUUCCUAAAAAAUCUAAAUAAUAUAAGUACCUAAAGUUUGUGAAAGUUAUAAGUUUAAGCAUAAUUAUGUGUAAUUUGAAAAGCAAUAAAGAAGUAGGUAUCUAGGUAUUAACAAUAAAUACUUGUUGAUUGAUAAAACUGGGACUUUUAUUUAAAAAAUAUCUUAAAUUUCAAUAAAUUUAAUUCAUUUUGUGCAAGGAAAUAGUUCACAUUUUUUUUAUAUUGUUACGCUAUAAUGUCGUUAAAGUGACAGGUUUUCAGUUUAACGACGUUUUAGCUUAACAUUGAUUCAAGUUUAUCCUUUUAAUUAACAGGCAUCUAAAGGUUAUCAGACUUAAAAGCAGUAAAGUGCCGUUAACCGCACUAAAGUUUAACAUGAAUUAGUUCUAAAAUACAUAAUUGUUAGCUAAAUUGUCGUUAUGUGCAAUAACGCCAUUUUAGCUAAUCAUUGAAGAGAUAUUUUUUUGCAUUUUAAUAGACAAUAAUUUGCUAUGAAAUUGAUACACUAAAACGCCGUUACGCUUUACGUAGCGGCGUUUUAGUCUAUCAUCCAUUAUGAUUUCUGUUACAUCUUUGAUGAACUAAAACACAAAAAAAGCUUUUUCAUGAAAUAAAAUUAUAUUUACGAUAUAAAUAGCAUACUUUCGAACUACCUUACCCUAUGUAAGGUAGUUCGAAAGUAUGCUAUUUUAUCUAUAUUUUGGUAUCUUCAAAUUUCUAAUAGGUAAUUGUCAUCGAAAAGUGGCAUCCGUUUAAUAAAAAUCCGCGGUUUUUUCGCGUUAUUGAAAAAAAUUACUUUUGCAGAUAACGGCAUUUUAGUUUUAUCACGGCAGCACAGGAAUGGACCCAAAUUUUUAAAGAUGCACGCUCCAAACCUAGUCCAUUCAAAGUCAUAGAGGUGGAUACAUCUUAUUUCAGAUCAUGGACUAGCCAUUUGGAUACAAUUUAUGCCAAAAAGUCCUCUUUUCCUUCACGGCCAAUAAAAGUUUUGAAAAUUGAUAAGGCUACCCCCAAAAUUGGCUUCCGUUCUACUUAUAAUGGGCCUUGGGAAUCUGCAUGCAUUAGUGGAAGGAAGAAGAAAACAAAGAGCAGCAUUGUACAAAACAAUGAAUUUGUUUUGCCUGGAAGGUUGUAUACAGAGAAGUUACCAAUUUCUCAAGAAAAAUUUAAUGAUCUUCAACAUUUAAAAAAGUUUUGUUCUCCUGCUAGCAUUUUGUAUUACACAAAUUUACCCCAUAAUUAAAAUGUCAUGGUAAAUUUUAAUACUUUGUUUCAUUUUACCUUAUUAUAAAUCAAUAACAUUUUUUGUGAUAACCAUUUCAAUAAUAUACAAAAAGGAGCUCAUUGCGACAAUGAACACCUUCUUUCCAGUUACAUUAUUUUGGGACUUUGGCAAUGAAAACUUAAAGUGUAAUUUAAUAACUAAGUUAAUGUAAAAAAAAAUAUCAGCAAUUGAGAAAUAUAUGUGGGGUUCAUUGUGUACAUGAUUAAAUAUGAUAUUCUAUGUACUUUUUAUGAGAAAAUUGAGAUUUUAGGUCUAAUUACUUGAUUACUCAAAACAAUGAGAAUGUUAAUGAGCGCCUUCUUUUCCUGUGCCCUUCAUUUGUAAAUGCAUAUGUUAUUCAUGGACUCAUUAUGGAAAAGACAUCUGUAAAAGACUUUAGGCGAUUCAUUGCGCAAGGGUUGAAGUCUAUGAAAGACAUAAAAGAUAACAAGAGGAAAAGGUUAUCAAGAGACUCUGUGCCUAGCCCUGGACCAUUUAAGAGGCGCAAAACUGGCUUCUCAACGUUGAAAGAUGUACGUUUAGGAAACCACGGCGUACAUUGGCCUAUGUUUGUGCCAAAUAGAGGGAGGAGUUUGCAGCAUGAAGAAAGUGCAAUCAAAGCCUAACUCGAAAUGUUCACACUGUAAUGUAUUUUUGUGCAUAAAUGAAAAAAAGAUUUGUUUUGCAGAAUAUCACGAUGCUAAUGUUUAAUAACUUAUUAAUUUUAUUAUUAAUUUGAGCCAAAAAGAAAUACCUUUUUUCCAAUUUUCUUAGUCAUUUUGUGACCCAAAGUUCCUGAAGGUACUUAUAAGUCUAGGUUAUAGAAAUAAUACUUAGAUAUAAUAAAAAUAAUCUGAAAAAAAUAAAUUAGUUUUCUUUGAUACCCCUUAUCCAUAUAAAAUCAUAAAAACUAAAUUUUUCAUGAUUUUUAGUAUAUUCGUUAGGAAAAGGUUAAGAAGAGCAAAUAAAGAUUUUGAAUUUGAAUAUUUGUGCACAUUUGAAGUCACAU